Letharia columbiana is the source of this 921-nucleotide messenger RNA. RefSeq lists its product as uncharacterized. The coding region runs from base 1 to 921 and encodes 306 amino acids. The transcript has 2 exons. NCBI's taxonomy places the organism in Eukaryota, Fungi, Ascomycota, Lecanoromycetes, Lecanorales, Parmeliaceae. Gene Ontology annotation, cellular component: cytosol; alpha,alpha-trehalose-phosphate synthase complex (UDP-forming). Gene Ontology annotation, molecular function: catalytic activity. Gene Ontology annotation, biological process: trehalose biosynthetic process; cellular response to heat; fungal-type cell wall organization. The record is from RefSeq and is a predicted model, not a curated record.
AUGGUUGCACAGCGAUUGGAAGAAGCAGAUAUAUUGGCGACUUACCCAUCAGCCAAGCAACGUCUUCUGCUAUUCGACUAUGAUGGAACUCUGACGCCCAUAGUUGAGAACCCUGCUGCUGCAAUCCUUUCAGAGAAUGCUCUUAGGUCGAUCCAAACUCUCGCAACAGAUCCUAGGAAUGCGGUCUGGAUCAUCAGUGGACGCGACCAGUCUUUCCUCGAACAACUGUUCGGUCGUCUGAUUGGAGUAGGCCUCGUUGCAGAACAUGGAUCAUUUCUACGCUCGCCAGGAUCUGAUGGCUGGGAGAACUUGACUGCAAAAGUCGACAUGAGUUGGCAAGAAGAGGUCACCAAGGUUUUCCAGAGGUACACAGAUCUGACUCCUGGUUCACGCAUCGAGAAGAAACGUGCAGCCGUAGUCUGGCACUUCCGUCAAGCUAGUCAGGAUUAUGCUACUUUGCAGGCGGCCGAGUGCAAGCAAGAUCUGGAGAGCACUAUCGGCACAAUUUCACCCCUGGAAUUCAUCAAUGGAAAGUGCGUGCUCGAAGCUCGCUUGAAGUCUGUCAAUAAGGGACAGAUAGCGCAGAGACUUGUGGACGAAAUCAGGGCAGCGUCAGGGAAGCCUCCGGACUUUGUGCUCUGUUUUGGCGAUGACGUUACCGAUGAGGACAUGUUUUGUGCGCUCCGCGACUCUGGCCUAUCCAAAGACACGGUAUACUCCGUAACUAUAGGCGAGAGUCAAAAGCUCACAGAUGCCGAUUGGAUCCUCUCGGAUCCAACUGAGGUCAUUGCUACGAUAAGGAUGCUGAAUGAGUCCGAUGGAUAUAUUGGGGGUGGAGGUACCGGGCAGAAUGGCAACAGCAAGAGAGAUAGCAAGGUGCUUCCGGUCCCUCGGAGCUACCUAUUGGGGCCUGGACCCUAG